Molecule: messenger RNA, 375 nt
Organism: Haemonchus placei
Lineage: Eukaryota; Metazoa; Nematoda; Chromadorea; Rhabditida; Trichostrongylidae
Source: the annotation of a GenBank genome assembly
AUGGAAAUUCUCAAACUCACUACGUGUUCAUUUAUGGUCUUUGUUGACACUGGCAGCGUGGCAAGUUCCGCUCGAAAGCUUCAUGAUGCCAUAUGGCAAAAGAAAAUGGAGAGUCUCAAGGUCUGCGUACCAGCUUUUGCGUAUGCCGUCCAAAAUAAUCUCUACUACAUUGCUCUGGCCAACAUCGAUGCCACUACGUACACAGUCACAUAUCAGCUACGCAUACUGACGACGGCUUUGUUGUCUGUACUGAUGAUUGGAAAGGAGAUUUCAACGUGUCAAUGGGGAGCAUUGGGCUUGUCUGGUAUCGGAGUAAUACUUGUGCAACUGAACACCUUGUCCACCCAUCAGAGCAUUCUCAUGAUAGCUGUGUGA